Molecule: messenger RNA, 2730 nt
Organism: Dovyalis caffra
Lineage: Eukaryota; Viridiplantae; Streptophyta; Magnoliopsida; Malpighiales; Salicaceae
Source: the annotation of a GenBank genome assembly
AUGCAAGAUAUGGGUAGAGAAGAUCAUCACUCUGAUACAGAGGUAUCAGGGAGCGAAAGGGUAGCUUACAGUGGUCCAUUGAGUGGACCUCUUAAUAAAAGACCAGGAAGAAAGAGUGCAAGGUUUAACAUACCAGAAACAACAACAUCCAAGGAUGAAAAAUACGUGGAGAUAACCCUUGAUGUCCGAAACGAUGCUGUGGCUGUUCACAGUGUUAAAGCUGCUAAUGGCGUCGAAGAAGAUCCAGAGAUGACAUUACUUGCUAAAGGUCUAGAGAAAAGAUCUGCUUCCAAUGUUGUGAGAAAUGCUUCAGCAAGAAUUAGACAGGUUUCUCAUGAAAUAAAACGGUUGACUUCGUUCUCGAAGAGGCCUACUCCUGGUCGCCUUGACAGGUCUAAAUCUGCAGCUGCUUAUGCUUUAAAAGGACUUAAGUUUAUCAGCAAGGCUGAUGGUGGUGCAGGAUGGGCUGCUGUGGAGAAGAGAUUCGAUGAAAUUACUGCUUCUACAGAGGGCUUGCUUCCUCGUGCCCGAUUCUAUGAAUGUAUAGGAAUGAAAGAAUCAAAAGAGUUUGCAGGAGAGUUGUUUAAUGCACUUGCAAGGAAGCGGAAUAUGCAAUGUGAUGCGAUCAGUAAGGCUGAGCUGAGGGAAUUCUGGGAACAGAUUUCGAAUCAAAGUUUUGACUCCAGGCUCCAAACUUUCUUUGACAUGGUGGAUAAAGAUGCUGAUGGGAGAAUCACAGAAGAGGAAGUCAGAGAGAUCAUCACCCUCAGUGCUUCUGCAAAUAAACUGUCAAAUAUCCAGAAACAAGCUGAGGAAUAUGCAGCAUUGAUCAUGGAAGAGUUAGAUCCAGAAAAUCAUGGAUACAUCAUGAUAGAGAACCUGGAAAUGCUUCUCUUGCAAGGACCAAACCAGUCUGUAAGAGGAGAAAGCCGAAACCUGAGCCAUAUGCUUAGCCAGAAGCUUAAGCCUACAUUGGACAGCAACCCAUUAAACAGAUGCGGUAGAAGCACAAAGUAUUUCUUAUUAGACAACUGGCAGAGAGUUUGGGUGAUGGCUCUAUGGAUCGGUGUUAUGGCUGGCCUAUUUGCAUACAAGUAUGUGCAGUAUCGACGCAGAGCUGCGUAUUUGGUAAUGGGCAAUUGUGUGUGCAUGGCCAAGGGAGCAGCAGAGGUGCUCAAACUGAAUAUGGCUCUAAUUUUACUACCUGUCUGUCGAAACACCCUCACCUGGCUCAGGAACAAGACCAAAUUAGGCGUUGCGGUUCCUUUUGACGAUAACCUCAAUUUCCACAAGGUGAUAGCAGUGGGAAUUGCAGUUGGAGUUGGUAUCCAUGCGAUUUCUCAUUUAGCAUGCGACUUCCCUCGCCUUCUUCACGCAAGUGAGGAAAAGUGGGAGCUUAUGGAGCCAUUUUUCAAGGAUCAACCGUCAAGUUACUGGCAUUUUGUUAAGUCAAAGGAAGGAGUAACUGGGAUCUUAAUGGUUGUGUUGAUGGCUAUAGCCUUCACGCUAGCCACCCCUUGGUUCAGACGUAAUAAGCUCAAUUUGCCAACAUGGCUCAAGAAGCUCACCGGUUUCAAUGCAUUUUGGUAUUCUCAUCACCUCUUCGUCAUCGUCUACACCCUGCUUGUUGUACAUGGUUAUUACCUCUACCUGACUCAUGACUGGUACAAGAAGACGACCUGGAUGUAUUUGGCAGUUCCUGUGUUACUUUACGGCAGUGAAAGGCUUAUUAGAGCACUGAGAUCUAGCAUCAAGGCUGUUAACAUACAAAAAGUGGCAAUUUAUCCUGGAAAUGUCUUAGCACUUCACAUGUCAAAGCCUCAAGGAUUUAGAUACAAGAGUGGGCAGUACAUGUUCGUCAAUUGUGCCGCUGUCUCUCCAUUUGAAUGGCACCCAUUUUCUAUUACUUCAGCCCCUGGAGAUGACUACCUCAGUGUUCACAUCAGAACUCUCGGUGAUUGGACGCGGCAGCUUCGAACGGUGUUCUCAGAGGCAUGUCAACCCCCUCCUAAUGGGAAGAGUGGACUUCUCAGAGCUGACAGCUUCCAAGGAAACAGCCCAAACUUCCCAAGAGUUUUGAUUGACGGUCCAUAUGGAGCACCAGCACAAGACUACAAGAAAUAUGAGGUGGUAUUGCUUGUUGGUCUAGGAAUUGGGGCAACCCCAAUGAUCAGCAUUGUGAAGGACAUAGUGAGUAACAUCAGGGCCAUGGAAGAAGAAGAGGAUGCACUAGAAAAUGGUACUAAUGGAAUAGGCAAUAGCCCAUUAACUAAAACUUCUAGUCCUAAUGCACAAAAAAGAAAAGAAAACUUCAAGACAAGAAGAGCAUACUUCUAUUGGGUGACGAGAGAACAAGGGUCCUUUGACUGGUUUAAAGGGGUGAUGAAUGAGGUGGCUGAAUUAGACCACAACCAUGUCAUAGAGCUUCACAACUACUGUACUAGUGUUUAUGAAGAGGGUGAUGCAAGGUCUGCUCUAAUUGCCAUGCUUCAAUCUAUCAAUCAUGCCAAGAAUGGUGUGGACAUUGUCUCUGGAACACGAGUCAAGUCUCACUUUGCCAAGCCCAAUUGGCGUAAUGUCUACAAGCGCACUGCGCUUAACCACCCUGAUUCUCGAGUUGGAGUGUUUUAUUGUGGGGCACCAGCACUGACAAAAGAGUUGCGCCAGCUAGCCUUGGAUUUCUCUCACAAGACCAGCACCAAGUUCGAUUUUCACAAAGAAAACUUCUGA